Messenger RNA from Xiphias gladius (swordfish), 1690 nucleotides. Its product is annotated as transcription termination factor 2, mitochondrial-like. The transcript is spliced from 2 exons. Gene Ontology annotation, biological process: regulation of DNA-templated transcription; termination of mitochondrial transcription. Gene Ontology annotation, cellular component: mitochondrial matrix. Gene Ontology annotation, molecular function: double-stranded DNA binding. NCBI's taxonomy places the organism in Eukaryota, Metazoa, Chordata, Actinopteri, Istiophoriformes, Xiphiidae. The coding region runs from base 153 to 1292 and encodes 379 amino acids. The record is from RefSeq and is a predicted model, not a curated record.
CGUCACGUGACCCUCGUGGGUCUCGACUCCGCGGCUCUUCGACUCCGCCCCGCGGCUUCGUCACGUAACGACUCGGGUUAUGAAAGCGGCGCGGUGGGUGUCAUGAGCGGAGUCCUCCGGCUGCGGGGAUUUGAACCGAUCCACUGUCAACAAUGCUUCGUGUCACCACCGCCUCCCUGUGCACCUACUGUCAGAGGAUUAGGCUGCUCCUCCCUCCCUCCGCCUCUGCCUCCACAGUGAAUUCCUACAAUAAAAGACUGGAAAACCAGCACACAGUGGACUCCCUCUAUGAGCUGUCGGUGGACAUCCGGAAGAUACGCAAGUUCAAGGGCUGGGUCCUGUCUGAGAGCUCUGCGUAUGUGUCCGAAACUGCUGAUCUGUUGAGGGACAUGGGUGCAGACGCAACAGUAAUCACCCGGAUCCUGGAGACUCACCCCGAGGCUGUCCUGUGUCGGCCGGAGGAUGUGGCCUCCCAGAGGGACCUUUGGGUGUCCGUCUGCCCCAACAGGCGUGAGUUGAUGAGCAUCAUUGAGAAGUUCCCAGCCUCCUUCUUUACGUUAACUCACCAUAGCAACCAGCGGGCCAACAUCCUUUACCUCCAGAGCCUUCGCCUCAGCAAGCGGAUCAUCGGCAAACUGAUGGCCAGCGCCCCGCAGAGCUUCAGUCGACCCGUGGAGCGCAACCAGGAGGUCAUCCACACACUGAGGGAGACCUACCUGGAUCUAGGCGGCGAUGAGAACAACCUGCGUAUUUGGCUGCAGAAGCUCCUCAGCCAGAACCCGUACAUCCUGCUGCGGCCCGCUGAGGCCUGGAGGGACAGUCUGGGCUUCCUCAGGGAGCAGGGCUUCUCCACAGAGGCGCUCCUCAGCCUGGUCUCCAGCCUCAGAGCCUCCAUCGCAGAGCUGCAGCCCGAAGGCAUGCGACAGGCGCUGGCCUACAUCGAGGGGGCUCUCGCCUGCUCCAAGGAAGAGCUCAGGCAAACGGUGAUCCGCUGCCCGGCCAUUUUGUACUACUCCUUGCCCACCCUGGCGGGGCGGUUCCAGGGGUUGAUGGAUGUCGGAGUGAGCAUUGAGCAGGUGAAGGAAUCUCCCAAUGUCCUGGAGCUCACCACACAAAUUGUGCUUUACCGCGUCCAGAAGCUGGCCUCGUACGGGUACGACGUACGCUCUGGCAGCUUGGACGUCAUUGUGGGAACCAAGAAGGACUUCGAGAUGAGUUACGGCAAGCUGCACCUCAGGCAGCAAAGGCCGCUCUUCAACCCUGUAGCUCCCCUCAGAUCCGCUGAGGAGUGAACUUCAGAAUGUGUUGAUAUUCUACACUAUGCUGAUAGAUGGUGGGUGUGCGGGAGGCAGUUUGAAAUACUACUUGUGGCAUUGAGGACCACUCUAUAAAAUGCAUGCUUUGGCCUUUGGCCUUCAUUGUGAUGCUUUAAUUUGAUGCUAAGGGCUCUUCUGAAAAUAUGACACUUUUGACUGUUUUGAAAAUCUUUUGUCAGUUUUAGGAAAUAACCAAGUACUUUAUAUAUGACAAAUGUCAAGGAAUAUACUGCCUAAUAGUGAAAUACUAAUGUAUGGAAAUGAGUGCCAGUCAUUGCCGUUCUAGCUUGUAAAUUAAGAUUUACUACUCAGACGAAUGGAUUGAUCGUGGUAACUGAACACAACAGAUGAGCAAUAAACAUCGACGUCUCUUA